CGAACGCGUUGGUCCGGGCGUCUUCCCCCGCAAAGAUACCUCGCCAUAGCAAGAUUCGGCUGCGGCAUUUCGCACAACACACUUGCCUUCACCUCCGGUCAGCUACGUAUACGCAUCAGCCGUCCGUAGUGCCUGAACUUCGUCCCCCACCUGAUUACUCUGCUUUCAGCCACUGCAAAGCGCUGAGAUCGCGUCACGCUUCGAGAGGUGGGUGAGAGAUAGAAUUCCUUGCCAUCUCUUCCUCUCCAAACACACCACAGGCCGACCGACAUGAACGCACGCAAACCAGCGGCAAGAGCAACCGCAAGGGCAGCAGCAGCAAAAGCCGCAUCGACCUCUCCACAGCACGACAACGCCCACCAACCAGAUUCCCCCACCGUAACCUCCCGAAUCUUCGUAACAGUCGGCACAACCCGUUUCGACUCCCUCAUCACCACCGUAUGCUCCCACCCCUUCCUCACCCUCCUCCUCGACCUCAACUGCUCAUCCCUGACGAUCCAACACGGGUCUAGUCCCCUCUGUCUCACUACCGUCCCGGGUGUCACACCAGCAUCAUCACCACCCGAUACCUCCACCGACCACCACUUCACCUACACAUCCCCAACACAUCCCACCCCCCUCGCAAUCCACACCUACACCUACCACCCAACCCUCCUCCCCUCACUCACCUCCGCAACCCUCAUAAUCUCCCACGCAGGCGCCGGCUCCAUCCUCGAAUCCCUCGCGUUACGUAAACCGCUGCUCGUGGUCGUCAACGAGACGUUGAUGGAUAACCAUCAGACGGAACUGGCGGAGGCGUUGGCGGGGAUGGGCGUUGUGAGGUGGACGAGGGUGGAGGGGUUGGUGGAGUGUUUGGGGAAGGGGGGGUGGGGGGCGAUGAAGGCGUUGGGGGGGAGGGAGGCGGGGAGGUUGGUGAGGGUGUUGGAUGAGGAGGCGGGGUUUGAGUUGCGGUAA
Molecule: messenger RNA, 954 nt
Organism: Fimicolochytrium jonesii
Lineage: Eukaryota; Fungi; Chytridiomycota; Chytridiomycetes; Spizellomycetales; Powellomycetaceae
Product: glycosyltransferase family 28 C-terminal domain-containing protein
Exons: 1
Coding region: 271-954 (227 amino acids)
Biological process (GO): dolichol-linked oligosaccharide biosynthetic process
Molecular function (GO): hexosyltransferase activity
Source: RefSeq, a predicted model, not a curated record